Molecule: messenger RNA, 339 nt
Organism: Colletotrichum graminicola M1.001
Lineage: Eukaryota; Fungi; Ascomycota; Sordariomycetes; Glomerellales; Glomerellaceae
Exons: 1
Coding region: 1-339 (112 amino acids)
Source: RefSeq, a predicted model, not a curated record
AUGUGGCAGAUAAUCAUUAACAUUGCCUCCCAGUCGAAGCGUGCCAUUUUCUGCGUACUAGAUGCCACCAACGAGUGUGCAGCACCAGACAGGAAGCAGCUUGUGGCCGACCUCGCAGACGCUUUCCAGAACAAAGUGCAGCCUACGUCUAGACUGAGAUUUGUCGUAUCAUCCAGGCACUACCAAGACGAGAAUCACCCCUACGCUGACUUGGUAGCGUCCAGUAGCAUCCAUCACUUAGCGAGCGAGAACGCCCGGGUCAAAUCCGACAUUCGCAAGGUCAUUCGGUUCAAGGUGAAGGAGCUAGCGCAAAAGAGACAGCUAAACCAGAGCAUCUAA